Messenger RNA from Didymodactylos carnosus, 1392 nucleotides. The record is from the annotation of a GenBank genome assembly. NCBI's taxonomy places the organism in Eukaryota, Metazoa, Rotifera, Eurotatoria, Philodinida, Philodinidae.
AUGUAUGACGAUAUUGUGCUGGUAUUGCGCGAUGACUGGGACGAUGCCCAGUUCAAAUUUUGGACUCAACAACCCUUGGUACUGGUCAAAAGUGGAGAUUCCAAUGUCGUUUACAACAAAGCUAAAGUCAGUCACGGUCGGAAGUUACCGUUACUUUACCUGGAACUGAUAACUGCCCAGUUACCAGAGUGGCUAGGGCCUCAAGCCGAUUAUAUUAAGAAAGGAAUUGCUUUUGCUGAUAUAGCUACAAAAGAAGAUGAACAAAAAAAUUAUAAAAGAGCAUAUGAAAAUUAUUUGUCUGCUGCAGAAUGGAUUCUACUAGCAAAAAAACAUGGAAAUAUGAAUGAAGACACAAAAGUGAUGAUUACUAGAAAAGCUGAAAGUUAUAUUAAUCGAGCAGAACAGAUUAGAAUACUCCUUCGUGAAAAAAAUGGAGACGAUGACGAUGACGAUGAAGUUGAUCCAGAAAAGAAAAAAAUGGCUCAAAAGUUUGCAGGCUCCAUUGUUUCUGAGACAAAAGUUUCAUUUCAUGAUGUCGUUGGCUUAGAUCAGGCCAAAGAAGCUCUGAAAGAAGCUGUUAUAUUACCAAUCAAAUUUCCGAGGCUAUUUACUGGUAGCAGAAAAUCGUGGGCUGGAAUAUUGCUGUACGGACCACGUGGCACUGGAAAGUCCUAUUUAGCUAAAGCGACAGCGACUGAAUGUAAAAGUACAUUUAUAUCUGUCAGCUCAGCGGAUUUACUAUCAAAAUGGCUUGGCGAAAGUGAAAAAUCCGUUCGAUAUGUAUUUGAAUUAGCACGUGAAAAGCAGCCAGCCAUUGUAUUUAUCGAUGAAAUCGAUGCUCUUUGUUCAACAAGAACAGAUAAUGAAUCGGAAUCUGCUAGACGUAUCAAAACAGAAUUUCUUGUACAGAUGGAAGGUGUUAGAAAUAAUCAAGGAGUAUUAAUACUUGCAGCUACUAAUAUUCCGUGGGGUUUGGAUUCAGCUAUUCGACGACAAUUUGAAAAACGGAUAUACAUACCACUGCCUGAUCAAGCAGCACGUAGGUCAAUGUUUAAGUUACAUCUUGGACCAAAUGCGCAGCACACAUUAACUGAAAACGAUUGGACAAUAUUAUCUCAAAAGUCAGAAAACUAUUCUGGCGCAGAUAUUGCAGUAGUUGUUAAAAAUCCUCAGCGAGGCGGAUCAGAAUUUUUAUGGGCAGCAUGCUCUCCGGGAGAUCCUCAAGCUAUAGAACUUACAUUAGACGAAAUCAAAGCUGAUGAAUUAUACGAACCACCAGUUACAAUGGGCGAUAUGUUAGCUGCAUUAUCAACAGAAAAAGCAACUAUUGAAGCUGCUGAUUUAAGACAACAUCAGAAAUUCACAGAAAAGUAUGGUCAAGAAGGUAGCUAA